Molecule: messenger RNA, 1665 nt
Organism: Doryrhamphus excisus (bluestripe pipefish)
Lineage: Eukaryota; Metazoa; Chordata; Actinopteri; Syngnathiformes; Syngnathidae
Gene: mchr2b
Product: melanin concentrating hormone receptor 2b
Biological process (GO): neuropeptide signaling pathway
Cellular component (GO): neuron projection; plasma membrane
Molecular function (GO): G protein-coupled receptor activity; neuropeptide binding
Source: RefSeq, a predicted model, not a curated record
UUAGAUUAAGUCCCGCCUGUUUUCAAUCACAGUGGGCAGCUUUGAGUGGCACAAAAAGGUCGAGCAAGGCAUCGGUGGUGACUUCCACUUCCACUUUGGCUGCUGUGACGCGCCGUGCGCACUUCGACGCAGCUCGCAAAAGAGAAGAGCAGGACGCCGCACUCCACCAAAAAAAGAUGAAUGACACGGAUAUUUUUUGCCCAAAGAACUUAACCGAAGCGCCAUGCGGAAACGCAACUCUGCGUCCACUCAGCCACAUCGACAUUGCCACUUUUAUGCACAUUUUCCCGUCCAUUUACGGCAUCCUGUGUUCGGUGGGAGUUCUGGCCAAUGGCUUGGUCAUUUACGCGGUGGCCGCCUGCAAAAAGAAAAUGGUCUCGGACAUCUACGUGUUGAACCUGGCUAUAGCAGACAUGCUCUUCUUGAUGGUGAUGCCCUUCAACAUCCACCAGCUGGUCAGGGACAGGCAGUGGGUCUUCGGGAACUUCAUGUGCAAAGCGGUGGUUGUGGUGGAUGUCAGCAACCAGUUCACCACCGUGGGAAUUGUCACUGUGCUGUGCAUUGACCGAUACAUCGCGAUUGUUCACCCCACCUCAGAGCGGAGGACCAUCCAGUGGACUAUCAUCAUCAACAUGCUGGUGUGGAUUGGCAGCUUCCUGCUCACCGUACCGGUCAUGAUGUAUGCAAAGGUUGUACGCAGACAGCGUUUGGAGAUCUGCAUGAUGUAUCUGGACGGACCGGAGGAUAUGUACUGGUACACGCUGUACCAGUCCAUACUGGGCUUCAUCAUACCCCUGGUCAUCAUUAGCACCUUCUACUCUCUUACGCUGUACCAUGUGUUCAGCUCCAUUCGUCGUGUCAAGCGGAAGCAGUCUGUAUGGGCCAAAAGGGCCACCAAAAUGGUCCUGAUGGUGAUUGCGUUAUUCCUGAUCUGCUGGUCGCCGUACCACGUCAUUCAGGUCAUCAACCUGAGCAACAACUCCCCAACCAUCGCUUUCAUCUACGCCUACAACAUCAGCAUCUGCCUCAGCUACUCGCACAGCUGCAUCAACCCGCUCAUGUUACUCAUCUUCGCCCAGAAUUACCGUGAACGACUUUGUCACAGAAACAGCAUGCAUAGUUUCCAGCAGUCGUCCAAGGUCACUGUGGUCAAAACUGAGGGUUCCAGUGUGGCGGCGGAGAUCAGUUAUCGCUCUACAGCUAUAUGAACUUCACCAGCGUGGACAGCAGUCAACCAUCCGCGGGUGUCUGGAGCCUAUCCCAGCUGAGACAGGCUCCACUCUGAACCGGUCCAAAGCUAAUCAAUUAUUCAUAAGUACCGUAUAAUCCGGACUAUAAGGCAUACCUUUUCCACAUGGUUUGACCGGUCCUGCGACUUGUACUCCGAAGCGACGGGGAGAACCCACACACAGGAAAACACCGUAAACUCCACACAAAGCCAGAACUGGAAAAUGGAGAUAAGAGUGUUGGGUGACUCUCAAAAAAGGACAACCUAAUGAAACUGUGACUAAAUCGGGGAUUCUAGCACUGGUUUCAACUAUGAAGACAAUGGAGCAAGGGACAGUGACUGCAGCUAUGUGACAUUAAAAGUCGAUUAUUUUCAAUAAAUACAUUUAUUUCAUGGUUGGACAUUGAAAGAAGAAUAUAAGACCAGAGGGCAACAUU